AAAUGAUUGAGUAGAUGAUAUUGUAGUCAGUAGUAAAGAAGUGAAGAUCAACAGCUCGACACAGGUGGACAGUCAUGACCUCCACAAAUAAUCUCAGUGAUGUUUCAGCCAAAGGAUUGGUUAAGAGGACAAUUCGGCAGUUUGAAUCAAAGUCUUCUGAUCUUCAGUUUGUUUCCACAAAGACUUUUCCCUCCAUGAGUCGCUUCAGUGAAAAUAAAUCUGUAGCAGAACUGAGUUUCACUGAUAGAGAAUCUGCUGAACCCAGCUGUGUGUCUAUGAAGAGCGAUCGAUCAAUGGAUGAUCCACUUAAGUUCAGUUCAGGAGGUUCUGGUAAAGAUUUGAGAUAUUAUUUUCACAGGUGCACGGUCCUGACCUUCACAAAUAAUCUCCGUGAUGUUUCAGUCAAAGGAUCAGUCAAGAGGACAAUUCCGCAGUUUAAAUCAAAGUCUUCUGAUCUUCAGUUUGUUUCCACAAAGACUUUUCCCUCCAUGAGUCGCUUCAGUGAAAAUAAAUCUGUAGCAAAACUGAGAGAAUCUGCUGAACCCAGUUGUGCGUCUAUGAAGAGUGAUCGAUCAAUGGAUGAUCCACUUAAGUUCAGUUCAGGAGAUUCUGGUACAGAUGUGAGGUGCACAGUCAUGAACUCCACAAAUCUCAGUGAUGUUUCAGAUAAAGCACUGGUCAAGAGGACAAUUCAGCCGUUUAACUCAAAGUCUUCUGAUCUUCAGUUUGUUUCCACAAAGACUUUUCCCUCCAUGAGUCGCUUCAGUGAAAAUAAAUCUGUAGCAGAACUGAGUUUGACUGAUAGAGAAUCUGCUGAACCCAGCUGUGUGUCUAGCGAUCGAUCAAUGGAUGAUCCACUUAAGUUCAGUUCAGGAGAUUCUGGUACAGAUGUGAGUAACACAACAGAUGAAUCAAAGUCCAUCAAAGGGAAGCAGAUGGAUUCUGUUUUUCAGGAUCUUGAAUACAAAAUCCUCUCACUUAUAAAGAAAGAGCUGAAGAUAUUCAAGAGACUACUGAGCUCAGAUUACCCAGCAUGCUCUGAGAGAGAUGAGGAGGAGGAUGAAGAUCAGAUCAGAGUCAGAGAGGAGCUUCUGAAUAUCACACUGCACGUCCUAAAGAAGAUGAACCAGACAAACCUCGCUGAUAAACUACAGACCAAUCUUUUACCUUUGUGUAUGAAAAAACACAAAUCCAGACUAAAGGAGAAAUUCCAGAGAAUAAAUGAAGGAAUAUCAAGUCAAGGAAACUCAAGACUUAUGAAUGAGAUCUACACAGAGCUGUACAUCACAGAGGGAGGGAGUGAAGAACUCAAUAAUGAACAUGAGGUGAGACAGAUUGAGACAACAUGCAGAAGAUCAGAGACACAAGAAACACCAAUCAAAUGUAAUGACAUCUUUAAAGCUUUACCUGGACAAGACAAACGCAUCAGAACUGUGCUGACUAAAGGAGUUGCUGGAAUUGGAAAAACCGUCUCUAUUCAGAAGUUCAUUUUGGACUGGAGUAAAGGAAAUGCAAAUCAGGAUCUUCACUUCAUAUUUCCACUUCCAUUCAGAGAACUGAAUCUGAUGAAGAACACAAAUAUCAGUCUGAUGGAUCUUCUUCAUCAGUUCUUCAUAGAUACAAAAGAACUGAGAUCAAGAGACUUUGAUGUCUAUAAAGUUGUGUUUAUCUUUGAUGGUCUGGAUGAGUGUCGACUUCCUCUAGAUUUCUCAAACAAUAAGAGUUUGUUUGAUGUAAGUGAAAGAGCGUCAGUGGAUGAGCUGUUGACAAACCUCAUCAAGGGGAAUCUGCUUUCUUCUGCUCUGAUCUGGAUAACAUCACGACCAGCAGCAGCCAAUCAGAUUCCUCCUGACUGUAUACACCAGAUCACAGAUGUACGAGGAUUCAAUGAUCCUCAGAAGGACGAGUAUUUCAUUAAGAGAAUAAAUGAUAAGAGUUUGUCCAACAAAAUCAUCAAACACAUCAAAUCAUCCAGGAGUUUGUACAUCAUGUGUCACAUCCCAGUCUUCUGUUGGAUUACAGCCACUGUUCUAGAGAGAAUGUUGAGGGAAUCAGAGAGUCAAGCAGAGAUCCCCAAGACUCUCACUCAAAUGUUUACACAUUUCCUGAUCUUUCAGACAAAACUGAAGAGUCAAAAGUAUGAUGGGAAAUGUGAAGUAGAUCUCCAGCAGGCUAGAAAGAGUCUUCAAUCACUGGGAAAACUGGCUUAUCAACAGCUGGAGAAAGGGAAUCUGAUCUUCUAUGAGGAGGAUCUGAGAGAGUGUGACAUUGAUGUCAGAGAAGCUUCAGUGUACUCAGGAGUUUGUACUCAGAUCUUCAAAGAGGAGUUUGGACUGAACCUGGGGAAGGUCUACAGCUUUGUGCAUCUGAGCAUUCAGGAGUUUCUUGCUGCUUUAUUUUUCUUUCUUUCAUUUUCUCAACAAACAUCAGGAUCAACUAUGAGUGAUUUACUGAAGACUGAAGUGGACAAAGCCUUACAGAGUGAGAACGGACACCUGGACCUUUACCUCCGAUUCCUUCUGGGUCUCUCACUGGAGUCCAGUCAGAUGAUUUUACGAGAUCUACUGACACAGACAGGAAGAAGAUCUGACAGCAGACAGAAAAUAGUUGAGUACAUUAAGAUGAAGAUCAGAAAGAAUCAAUCUCCAGAGAAAUCCAUCAAUCUGUUUCACUGUCUGAAUGAACUGAAUGAUCAAUCUCUAGUGAACGAGGUACAAACAUAUCUGAACAGAGAAGAUAACAGGUGUCUCUCUAGAGUCAAACUCUCUCCCUCUCAGUGGUCGGCUGUGGUGUUUGUGUUACUGAACUCAGAUCAGAAGCUGGAUGAGUUUAAACUGAGUAAAUAUGAUCCAUCAGAUGAAUGUCUUCAGGGGCUGCUGCCAGUGAUCAAAGAAUCCAGAACAGCUGAUCUGAGUGGCUGUAAUCUGACAGAGAAAAGUUGUUCAUCAUUGAGUUCAGUUCUCAGCUCAAACUCUUCAAGUCUGACAGAACUGAAGCUGAGUGGAAAUAAACUGCAGGAUUCAGGAGUGAAGCUUCUCUCUGAUGGACUGAAGAAUACAAACUGUAAACUCAAGAUGUUAAAUCUGUGGCGCUGUAAUCUGACAAAGAAAAGUUGUUCAUCAUUGAGUUCAGUUCUCAGCUCAAACUCCUCAAGUCUGACAGAACUGAACCUGAGUUUCAAUAUUCUGCAGGAUUCAGGAGUGAAGCUUCUCUUUGAUGGACUGAAGAAUACAAACUGUAAACUCAAGAUAUUAAAUCUGAGUGGCUGUAAUCUGACAGAGAAAAGUUGUUCAUCAUUGAGUUCAGUUCUUAUCUCAAACUCCUCAAGUCUGACAGAACUGAACCUGAGUAACAAUGAACUGCAGGAUUCAGGAGUGAAGCUUCUCUCUGAUGGACUGAAGAAUACAAACUGUGAACUCAAGAUAUUAAAUCUGAGUCUCUGUAAUCUGACAGAGAAAAGUUGUUCAUCAUUGAGUUCAGUUCUCAUCUCAAACUCCUCAAGUCUGACAGAACUGAACCUGAGUGGAAAUACACUGCAGGAUUCUGGAGUGAAGCUUCUCUCUGAUGGACUGAAAAAUACAAACUGUAAACUGAAGAUAUUACAGCUGAUGUCCUGCAGUAUUGGAGAUGAAGGUUUUGUUGCUUUAGCUUCAGCUCUAAGAUCAAACCCAUCGUACCUGACUGAACUCAAUCUGAGCUAUAAUAAUUCAGAAGAUUCAGGAGUGAAGCUGAUCUCUGAUCUACUGAAGGAUCCACACUGUAAACUACACAAACUACUUAUUGAGCCUCGACAGUAUCAAUCAUCUACAAGAGCUACAGAUGACGACAUCAAACAACCCACUAAGCAAAAACACAUCCAAAAGACGUCAUUUUAACAUCUUUGUCUAAUGUUUAAAAGACGUCCACUGAGUAGUCAAAAUGAAAGUUUUUGCAACGUCUUUUUUGCGUCUUUUAUGUGUUGAAAUGAGCUGUCCUACUGAUAUGCUUGUUGAACGUUUAAAAGACGUCCAGUGGGGAGCCAGAGACAAGGUUCAUACGAGGUCUUUUCUAAACAUCUUUUAUGUGUUGAAAUUAGACGUUCUACUGACCUGUUUGUUGAACGUUCAAAAAACAUCCACUGAGUAUCCACAAUGAAAGUUUUUGCAACGCCUUUUUUAGACGUCUUUUUUGUGUUGAAAUUAGACGUCCUACUGACAUGCUUGUUAAACGUUUAAAAAACAUUUUUUAAAGGAUGUUUAAUGAUUUUAUAAACUCUGGCAACUUAGAUUUUUUAUUUGUGACAGAAACGUGGCUUUCUGUAGGAAACAAUAGCCCGUUCUCAGAACGUACACCUCCCAAUUAUAAUUUUUUUUAACUCUCCCCGCUCUUCUGGCCGGGGUGGAGGACUGGCAUCCGUUUUUAGUAGGGCUGUAAAAAUUAACGCGUUAAUAACGCGUUAACGCAAAUUCAUUUUAACGCCACUAAUUUUAUUAACGGAGAUUAACGCAACGCGCAAUUUCUGUUUGACCCUUGGUCCAGCCCAUAGUUGAAUGAACAGAGACGCAGACAAAUGUGACUCUCUCUAAAUGAGUAAAAGGUUUUCAUAGAAAUAAGAACAUUAAGCAAAUUGUCUACCAAAUCCAAUGCUCUAAAUGCUCGUUGGACAUCUGAUAUGAACUUUAUUUAUACGUCUGUGUAACGUUACCGUCCUCCUAAUGCUUAAUGUAAUACAAAGAUGCGUCUCAAUUCAUUUUGGUUUCGCUUUUAUGCAUGACUUAGAAAAUAGACUGCAGGACUUGCUUGAUGUUAAAAGAGUCAUUAAGAGAGAUAAAGUUCGGUACCUGAUUAAUGUUAAAGAGUUAUUAAGAGCGACAAGACUCAAAAGCGAUCCCCUCAAGCUGACUGACUGAUAUCUGAAGCGCGUUCACACAGACGCGCGAGUGCGCGACCCGGAUAUAUAGACAUCUACACAAAAUUACAGUUUUACAAAUAUCUGUUUUGAUAAGAAUUCACGCAGGUAGGCUCUAUAAUCUGUUAUGUUUUAAGUAAAUGUUUGGUUAACUGUUGGGUAAAACUAUCUGAUGUGUAACAUUAUAUUAGAUCACUUAGAUUUUAAGCAGUAUGUCUCAAUGUCAAUCAAACAAAAGGAAAAAAAGUUGAACAUACAUUGAUAAUGUUUUUGCUUUGUGUGUGCUAAAUCUAUUAGUUUUACCAGUGAUUUUAAGGUAUUGAUGUGGUAAUAUAAUGUAUGGAUGUGGAAAUGUUUGUGGUAAUUUGACUCUUUCAACUUCAAACACGUGUAGUUCUGUCAUAUUUUGUUAUAUUUCAACAAAUCAUGCAUUGUUCUAUGUUUUAAUAGAGAAUGUCAAAAUAUGAACAACUAUUUUUUUUAAUUUGCUAAUUCCGACUCAACUUGCCAGCACAGGUCACAAAUGAUGCAGCAGCAAACAAAAAUGGAGAAAGAAAAAUCUUCUGAAAGGAAAAUUCAUAUACAAAACAAUGGCUGGUGAUUCUGUUAAAAUGUAAACAGGCUGUUGUUAACAUACAUUUGCAUAAAGCAUCUAUAUAUGUAUAUAUGAUUAGAAUAUUAAAAACCUGAAAAGUGUUAAAUUAGGGUAAAUUUAGAAUGGAUAAAAAUGUGCGAUUAAUUUGCGAUUAAUCGCAGUUAACUCAUGAAAUCAUGCGAUUAAUCUAGAUUAAUUUUUUUAAUCUAUUGACAGCCCUAGUUUUUAGAAAUUGUUUCUAUUGUUCUGCAACAGAAACUGACACUUUCACAAGUUUUGAAGUUCAACUUUUCUCAUUUGAUCAGAUGAACUCGCUGAUGGUGGCAGUGAUCUAUCAUCCACCUAAAACCACCAAAAACUUUAUUUCUGAGUUCUCUGAAUUCUUAGCCAGUAUUAAUUCUAAAUUUGACAGAAUUUUACUUAUUGGCUAUUUUAAUAUUCAUGUCUGUUGUGACUCCACAUCAUUAGCGAAAGAGUUUCUUAGUCUCAUUGAUGCCUGUGAUUUUUGUCAGAGGGUUAAAGAACCUACACAUGCUCAUGGUCAUAUUCUUGACUUGGUGCUAACACAUGGCCUUUCCAUUUCAGAUGUUUGUAUUGGUUUUUUGAGUUUUUCAGAUCAUAAGCCUGUUAUGUUUAGUGUUGAUAUUUCUUGUCAUACUAAUGAAAUUGUUUCACCUGCCAGAUGGUCACAGGUUGGCAUGUUUGGUCCAACCUCUGUGAGUAAUUUUUCAGUGGCAUUCAAUGAGGCCUGUCAGUCGCUUUCAGUGGAUUAUUUUGCUAAUAUGUUAAACAGGCUUGUGCAGAAUUCAGAAUUGAAUUGAGAAUGACUCCUAAAUUCCAAUUCAAUUCUUGAAUUUGAAUUGAAUUUGAAUUUAUGUCAAAAACAGGAUCUAGAAUUACAAUUCGAAUUUGAAUUAACGGAAGCAGAAUUGCAAUUCAAUAGAAAUUCAAAGUAAUUCUUAUACAUAUUAUACAGUAAGUGAAGUGUUAAAAAUUAAGUUUUCAGUAUAUGACUGACAUAUUCUAUAAAUAUAUUUUCGUUUUUACAGAUUACAUUUACAGGAAAUGGUCCCCCCCAACAAUUAAUUUUAAAAACUCUAGUCACAUAACAAAUAAUUAAGUUUGAUUUUUUUUGCAAUUGUAAUUUUAUGGAACACGAUGUAACAUGACUUCAUUUCCCAGAAUGCUUUAAUUUUACCAAGUAUUUAAAAUGGUUGCCAAACAAUUUUUCAAAGUAAUUUUCCUAACACUGAAUGUAUGUGAGAUUCUUUCUGUUGUGUGACUGUGGAAUUUCUUUGAAUUGCCAUGAAUUUAAUUCCACUUCCUGUCAUUCCAAUGCCAAUUCAAAUUCAACUUCCUUUAGGGCGGAGUCAAUUCAAUUCAAAUUCCAAUUCAUGAAUUGAAUGGAGGCCAAUUCUGAAAUUCUGAAUUGUGCACAAGCCUGAUGUUACAUGUGGAUGAUCUUAUUAACAUGUUUAAUUCUGUAUGUACUAGUGCUUUAGAUAUUGUUGCCCCUAUGCAACAAAAAAAAAAACAUAAAAACAAAGCUGAACCUUGGCUAAAUGGUAAUACGUAGUUUAAGACAAGCCUGGAGAAGGGCAGAACGCCGGUGGAAAAAAGACAAACUUCAAGUAUCCUAUGAAAUCCUACGGGAGUUUUUAUUUACAUACCAAAAAGCAGUAAAGGAUGCCAAAUCAGACUACUUUUCUUAAUUAAUUUCUAAAAGCACAAACAGCUCAAAGACUGUAUUUAAUAUUUUAUACUUUGUGUGAAGACUUUUUAAGAUUUUUUGUGGAUAAAAUAGAUGCAAUUAGAAAGUCCAUUAUUCCAUCCUUUGAUGACCCUGUAGAUUAUUUGUAUCCCACUACUUUUUUAAUUCAUUUGAGCCGAUUUCUAUGCUGGUAUUAAUGGAUUCAGUUGUUAAGCUGAAACCUACUACCUCUGCUCUUGAUAUUGUUCCUACCCAAUUCUUUAAAUUGGUAUUUGAUACAGAGCUGCCAACUUCUGAGUUCAGCUUGAAUUGUUUUUUUUUUUGGGGGGGGGGGGUUGUGGUAAUAUUUUUUUUAUAUAAGUCCUAACCAUUUGCCAAUUGAUAAUAGUG
Misgurnus anguillicaudatus (oriental weatherfish) is the source of this 7584-nucleotide messenger RNA. The record is from RefSeq and is a predicted model, not a curated record. NCBI's taxonomy places the organism in Eukaryota, Metazoa, Chordata, Actinopteri, Cypriniformes, Cobitidae.